Molecule: messenger RNA, 4346 nt
Organism: Dryobates pubescens (Downy woodpecker)
Lineage: Eukaryota; Metazoa; Chordata; Aves; Piciformes; Picidae
Gene: DNAAF8
Product: dynein axonemal assembly factor 8
Cellular component (GO): dynein axonemal particle
Molecular function (GO): dynein complex binding
Source: RefSeq, a predicted model, not a curated record
GACAGCCCACACUGUGCUGUCUGGACCAUCAAGGAAGGUGUGAGGACAGUGCCUGCUUUGUGAGCACUGAGAGGUCAGCAGCCAAAAGGCUGCCUGCUUUCAACUGCUUUUGUACAAACCCAGUGAAAACAAGCAAACAUAAAUCCUUUCAUCAGAGAGGAGAGAACAUGAGAGAAACAGGCAAGAGGAGCAGAGAGCAGCUGAGAGCAGAGGUGUCAGCCAGGCAGGCAGUGGGAGCAUGCUCUGCUGACAGCAGUUACAGCUCAGGCUGGCUGUGAGAGCCCAAAACACUUCAGAAGGGAGGGGUGAAGCUGCCCCCCAGGAGGGCCCAGUUAGGGGUGGCUGUGGUGAGCAGGGCAGAAAGCUCUCAGCCCUCUGGACUCAGGAGGUGGGAAGCAAUGACUCCAGAGCUGCAGAUUUAAUUGUUCCCUGCUGACAGUGCAGAGCCUGGGAGUGCUGAGGAUUCUGCUGACCCCAGGUCCACAGGCCUGGGUCUGGGUUUGUACUGAUGUUACCCCUUCUGUUCUUUCAUGGAGUGUGCUUAGGCUCAGCUUUCACCUGAGUGAAGGGAGGCUGUUCAGAUGGCCUCAGGAGGGCAAAGUGAGGACACAGAGCAUCCCUCGGAGCCUCCCGCAGCGUCUCUUCAGAGCAGCAGAACAUGCCAGUGGGGAGCCAUACUUGCUGCAGUGAGAGAUCACCUGCCCUCCUUGGGCUCUGACAGCUCCACAUCAGACUCUGAGGGCGAUGCAGAGCUCUACAUCUACCACCGGGAGCAGCCCAGCUUCAUUCCUGACCUGGCAGAGGAGCUGCUGGAGUUCUCCCUGGAAGACUUAGGAAUGCAGGUUGUAGAGUGCUGUAUCUGGAAUGGAGAUCUGGAAGGUUUUGGCUUUCAGAAACAGGCAGAAGGUGCCCAAGUUGGUGCAAAAGAAGAUACACAAAUGAUUCAAGGUGAGACUUCCAGUCUUGCUGCCCACACUACAGGAAUUCUGAGCCAGAAAGAAGCUGGUCCUGAUGAGUCUCUUGCAGAUUCCAGGGAUCACCUUGAAGAAGAACUGGGCAGGAAACAGGCCAUGGAAAGAGGGAACUCUUGGCUUAACACAGCACUGUCUGUGGAAGGGCUGGGGUCUGCCAAAGAGAGGAGAAAGCUGAUAAAGACAAAGAUCCUCUUCAAAAUCUUUCUGGAGCCAUCACCAGGCCACUCAGAGCUCAGAGUCAAGCCUCCCUCACAUGACAUUAACAACAGUGCAGAAAGAACUGCUGAGGAGAAACCUUCCUCAGAUGGCUGUCUCCAAGAGCUGCAGAAGGUGGAGCAAUGGGAUCAAGGCAAGAAUCCUGAGGAGCUGGAGCAGCAGAGAGAUAACACUCAGGCAGAAGCUGCUUUGUCCUCAGCAGAUCAUGAUACCUUCUGGAGUAAAUCUGAGAAUCAGCUGCAGGAGGAGCUAGAGGAGCUGUGUGCCAGGCAGUCCAGGACAGUGUCUCCACCCUGCAGCUGGCCAUCAGCCAAGCUCUCCUCCUCUCAAGAGCAGCAGGAGAAGAAGACUUCUUGUCUGGAUGAGGACAUGCUGAAAGAGUGUUCCCUGUACAGAGGCUGCUCCUCUUCACCAAGCUCUCCAAGAGGAGCCACAAUGAGCUCAGAGUGUCUGCCAGAGCCUGGAGCUGUGUACACAGACCUCAGAGAAGCCCAAGCACAGAAGUUAGCAAUCUCUGAUGGGUGCCUGAGUGCAAGCAGCAGCUCCAGUGAAGAAGAGGAGCCAAUGGCAGUUAAGGACCAAGCAACAAGGAGAAGGAGGAAUUGCUCAGGGAAAAGCCUCCUGCUGCAACAACUCCAUGCAGCCUGCAGAGAAGCCUCAGAGCUCCUUCCUCAAACAUCCACCCCAGCUGGAAAACUUGAAGGCUCAAAGCAGGAGCCAGGAAGUCUGGCAAAGAAAGAUUCCCCUAAACUCAGUCACACCCAGUAUUUUGAAGUGAGGGAAGAGACAGCUAAAGAGACUCCCAGGAAACUGAGACUGGAAAGAGAGGAAAGAGCUCCUCCUGUGUUCAUCCACAGGGCCAGGGGAGCUGACCUGGGAAAAGGAAACCAAAUGGCUGCUGAGAUGGCUCCAAAUUCAGGCACUGCUCCAGAGUCUCCUCUGGCUCCCACAGCCCUGCCAAGGCCAGAAGACAGUAAGAGAGAGCUAUCCCAACAGGAAGAACAGAGGAAAGAGAGACACAGACUCCAGGAGCAGCCUCAGCAGUCAGUUGCUGGCCAGCAGCCCAUGGCAGAGGAAAGCCCUGUGUUGUUCCACCUGACUACAGAAGAUCCCCAGGGAGCAGCCAGCUUGUCCCAGGAGUUUGCUGCCUUUCUAGCCUGCACUCAGCUUCCAGAGGUCAGCUGCUGGAGGACAGAGCUGGCCAGCUGCUUCCACUUCUUCCUGACAUUCCCUAGAAGAGCUGCCUCCUUCCCACCCUUCAGAGACUGGCAAGGUGCCCCCAGUGCUGCCCUGAGGCGUGAGGGUCCCAGAGCCCGCAGCAGCCUGCGGGACGCCUCCGCGCUGGCCGGCGUGAGGGGCAGCAGCUCCAGCAGCGCCGCCUCCUGCAGCAGCCUCGGGGAGCCCCUUGGCCACCUGCCCCAGCACAGGGAGCUGUGCCUCUGCUUUGGCCUGCACCCUGCUUCCCAGGGCAGCAGCAGGGCAAGCUCCCAGAGUCCUCCAUCAGCUAGAGCAGAGGCAGAUGAAGAGCAGGCUGCUCUCCAGAGCAUGGUGCUGUCUCCACCUCCAGCAGUGCUUGUCUGCACUACCAAAGGGCUGAUGGGUGAGCUGGCAAAGCAAGGCCUCCUUGGCAGCAGGAGCAGCCUGCCUGGUGCAGCUGGACUGGACCCCUCCAGAGCCCAGGCUCUCUGCACUGUGCUGCUGAUCAGAGCUGGUGCUUGGAGCCGUAGCCUGGGUCGGAUCCUGCACAAACUAGAGCCGGGAAGAUGCACCGUGGUGGGGGUGAAGCACAUCAGCCUGCAAGCAGCUCCUGCCCUAGGACUGCUGCCUCCUGAGGAGAAGCAGCGCCAGGCAGCCCCCGGGGCCGCGCACCCUGCUCCCUGCCGCCACGUUCCACACACAGCUGGGGCCCUGCUCCCCCUGCCCAAGAGCCUGGAGCAGUCCCUGCUGGCCCACAGGAGCGGGUCCCUGCUGGCCCACAGGAGCGGGUCCCUGCUGGCCCACAGGAGCGGGUCCCUGCUGGCCCACAGGAGCAGCUCUGCUGUUUCCUUGCUGGCUGCUGCUGGCUCAGAAGCUCCCUGUGCCUACCUGACCUUGGGCACUGCCCUGCUCUGUCUCCAGAGCCCCAACACCGUGAAGAAGCUGCUGGAUUUACUGGGGCCAGGGGAUCCCAGGGCAGCCCAAGCACUGGAGCCACUGCUCUGGAGGGCUCAGCAUGGCACCAGCAGUGUCCAAAACACAUUUUGUGGCUCCAAAUCCUACCUGAGAGCUGUCCAGGACACGAAGCUGUUUCUCCCAGAAGGGCUCUACGUGCCUGAUAACCUCUGCCAAACCACUUGCCUGGUGUUGCCUGGGAUCAUCCUGCGCGGUUCUGAGCACCCAGCUUACAUGGAGCUGCUGGAGCAGCUCCUUGGCAGAGGCUUAGCAGUGACUGGAGCUGGCCUCCCGUGCCGGGCACCCUGCAGACUCGCCGUGUCUCAAAGGCGCUCAGCGGGGCCAAGUGCAGCGCUGCAGCAAAGGCAGCACACAGGCAGCGCUCCGCAGCGAGGCUCGCAGGCUGGGCUCGGCGAUGGCAACAACAGAGCUCUGCCCUUCCCUCCCUUGCAGUGCUCCCUCUUGAUGGAUGCUUUCUGCCCGGUGCUGGCGGCCAGCAGCGCGGUCCUGAGCUUCGGCUCCCUGCUGGACAGCGGCAGCGCCGCUGACGGAGCCGAGCGGCUGCCUUCGGAGACCGCAAAUGGCAGCGGCUCCUUCUCUGCCGGCGAGCGGCGAGGGGGAGGGUCCUUCCAGCCAGCGCCUGGUCCCUCCUCACCCGCCCGGGGGCAGAGCGCACAGCUGCCCCUGCUGAAGCCGGAGAGGUUCCCUGCAGCCAACGCUCAGCCCGGGGAGGUCAACAUCAGCCUCUCCCCGCGGGGAGAGCCCAAACCGACAGCUGAGGGAACAGGAAAGAAGACCCCAACGACCUACCCACACCGCGACCCCACGGGACAGAAAUCACACCUGGGCACCCCUCUGCCGGACGGACAGACAGACAGACACACCCCCCAGGAGGCGCCACCCGGCGAGCCCUCCCCGGGGCGGCCGGGAUCCCGUAUCUACAUUAUUGCACGAGAGGUGGAGGACAAGGAAGGACCUAAGGCAAAGAGGAACGACCGCGCCUAG